AUGUCUACAACAACACAGACAAUGAUAUACACCAAAUCCGCAACAAAGGAAAUUGAGGACUCUUUACGAUUAAUUGAUGAUUUAAAAUUCUUCCUUGCAACAGCUCCUGCUAACUGGCAAGAAAAUCAAGUCAUCCGAAGAUACUAUUUAAAUCAUGAUGAAGGCUUUGUAAGCUGUGUAUAUUGGAACAAUUUGUAUUUCAUUACUGGUACUGAUAUUGUGAGAUGUAUUGUUUACAAGUUUGAACAUUUUGGUCGCAAAAUUGUUGAUCGAAAGAAGUUUGAAGAAGGAAUAUUUUCUGACUUGAGAAAUUUGAAAUGUAAUACUGAUGCUAUAUUGGAACCACCAAGAUCAGAAUUUCUUGAAUUCUUAUUUAAAAAUUCCUGUUUGAGAACGCAAAAAAAACAAAAGGUUUUCUUUUGGUUCAAUGUGCCUCAUGAUAAAUUAAUGGCUGACGCUUUGGAAAGAGACUUGAAGAAGGAAAAACUUGGCCAGAAACCAACUACAAUUGCUCAUAAAGAGCCAGCAAUUAGUUUCAAGUACGAUGAAAAUUCUAGUUUAUUUACUCAAUUGACAAAGCAUAUUGAAAGUCAAACAGACGGUUCCCUUAGUCUAUCCAAAACAAGUGCUUUGAAUACUGCCAACACCACAACUACCGCCACAUCUACUUCUGACGAUGUAAGCCUACUAGAUCAGAAAUCAUCACCGGAAUACGCAUCAUCUACCGCUAAUUGGAAAAACGACCAACCUAAGUAUCUCAAUGAUGGGUCAGAUCAUUUGUUCAGAUCUAAAACCAACCAAUCACCUUUCGACAAAGAUGAAAAGAAAGCUUCCGUCUUGGCGGAAUCUGAAAAAGAUGAAGAUGACGACAAUGACGAUGACGACGAUGAUUUUCCCUUGGAUUAUUUUGUUUCGCAGGGCAAUAACGAUAAUUAUAUCACGUUGGAUUCUAAUUACCAAGGAGGUUCAUAUGCAAAUAUAUUUGAUGAUGCCAAUGAUGACGAAUUCCUUGAUCCGAAUUUAUUCAUACCUUCUGAACUGACAAAUGCAACUCUGAACCAAGUUGUCGUUAAUGAUGAAUACUUGAUUGAGCAAACACAACCUUUGAAAACACCGCUACCGCCAAGUGUUCCAACAUCAGGUGCAAAGUUGUUGUCAUUACCAAAUCAAGAUAAUAUAGGUGAUGAAUUUUUUUCAUAUCCUCAGCUAACAGGUGCUUUGGCCACGAGCUAUCCAAUUCCAUUGUCAGCUAAAGUACAAACUACUUUUAAACUGCAACAACAAUCUCAAACCGGUGCCUCAGGUGGUCUAACUACACCACAAUUUCUCAAAAUUCCUCAACAACAAAUGCAAGUACCAUCUCAAGCAUUCAAUUUAUAUGAGCAGCAACAAUACUUGGCCGAUGUUUCAGGAAUUGGCUAUAAUCACAACCUCAUACAUCCUGAUAGUGAAUACUGGACCACGGGUCAAGUCAAUCACAACUUGACUGACGCAAAUUCCAUUCUAGAUUACAGCUCGGGUUUAGGAUACGGUUACCCAAUGCAACAACACCCUAUGAUGUACAUGAACGAUGAGUUCUUGCCCUAUUUUGUCAAUCAACCAAUGAUGAUACCACAACAACAAUCGAUUGCUGCUCUACAGCAACAACAGCAACAGUUGAAAUUUCAGAGCAUGACGAGGCAGCAGCAGAUCAGUAAUAAAAUGAUGAAUAAAAAGAGACAAAUGCAGCAACAACAACAGCAGCAACAGCAGCAACAAGCACAAAAGCUGGUGCUGGUCCAGAAACGGAAACAGAAAAUGAACGGGGUCAUUGGUGGUGGUGGUGUAACAAAGAAAAUCGUGCUAAAGACGGAAAAACCUCAAAUAUCAUUAAACGAAGUAGUAAACUCCAAAACUACGAGACUUACAAGUAAGGAGUUAAGCAAUUGA
Molecule: messenger RNA, 1929 nt
Organism: Lodderomyces orthopsilosis Co 90-125
Lineage: Eukaryota; Fungi; Ascomycota; Pichiomycetes; Serinales; Debaryomycetaceae
Gene: CPH1
Product: homeodomain family transcription factor
Exons: 1
Coding region: 1-1929 (642 amino acids)
Biological process (GO): regulation of DNA-templated transcription; sexual reproduction; regulation of pseudohyphal growth
Cellular component (GO): nucleus; Tec1p-Ste12p-Dig1p complex; Ste12p-Dig1p-Dig2p complex
Molecular function (GO): DNA-binding transcription factor activity
Source: RefSeq, a predicted model, not a curated record